This is a messenger RNA of Raphanus sativus (radish), 1143 nucleotides long. Its product is annotated as FBD-associated F-box protein At5g38590. Bases 132 to 926 code for a protein of 264 amino acids. Lineage: Eukaryota; Viridiplantae; Streptophyta; Magnoliopsida; Brassicales; Brassicaceae. The transcript has 4 exons. The record is from RefSeq and is a predicted model, not a curated record.
AACGGUGGGUUGAAAUUGCAGUUUCUCGCAAUGUACGUGACCUGGAUAUUGAUUAUUAUUUAGGUGAUGGUAACAUAUUCCCGAGCAGCUUUUACACCUGCAACUCGCUUGUGAUCUUGAAACUCAGAGGCAUGGCUCUCAUAGAUGUUCCCUCUCUGAAAACUUUGGAUCUUCAAUAUCUUACGUACCAACAUGAUGACUCUCUUCAAGGGCUUCUUGAUAUAUGUCCUGUUCUUGAAGACCUGUCGGUGAAUUUUUGUGAGGAACAACACAAUAUUCCUUCUUUGAAGUAUUUCAAACUGGUGGACUGGAACUAUUGGAGACAUGAUGACAUUGAGAUUAAAGAUAUGCCUAAGCUAGAGGAAAGCAUAUGUGAGUGUUGUAUCCUCUGUUCUCAAGAGUGUCAUUGGAUCCAUCACAUCUGUCAAGCAUCUUACUAUAUGCUCAGAGAUCCCAAAAAGUGGUCGGUGUUCGAUCUUGUGUAUAGUGGUGGUUUUGUUUUCAAUCAGCUUAAACAUCUGAAGCAAUGUGUGUGCAAAAAGAAUUCGUCGCAUCUUCUCGACCAGUUGCUCAAAGAUUCUCCUAACUUACGAGUACUAGACAUCUCUCACAUGGAAAGACACGGGUAUGAUGGGCUUAAUGAAAUGGUUUGCUGGAACCAACCGAGCCCUGUACCUGAAUGUCUGUUGUCGAGUCUACAAAUUUUGAACUGGUCAAGAUACUUUGGGAGACCCCAAGACAGAGAUAUUGCGGUUUACAUCUUGAAACACGCUCGCCGCUUAAACAAGGCCAAAAUCAUUGCUGAUACAAUGGAACAUAAUGUUCAGAACCUUGAGAUGAUCACGGAGUUGGCAUUUUCUUCCCGAGCUUCAAGCAGAUGCGAACUUGUAUUUGUUAAACAAGGCAAAGAAGAUCUUAUGUGGUAACUACUUGAAGCUACGGAGUACGGACAAUGGAUGUGUUUAGUGAACCUCUAGAAAUGUACGACUCUGCUAUGUUGUUAGUUUGCUUGUAUGGUUGGUCUUCCAUCUACUGACAAAUGUUUUGUAUGGGUGAAUGUUUUGUAUGGGUAAAAUAGCUUUCAUACUCAAUUUUUUAAUUAACCAUAGUAUCCGGCGACCGAGAUUAAAAGAUUAUUCUAUA